Molecule: messenger RNA, 1187 nt
Organism: Arachis duranensis
Lineage: Eukaryota; Viridiplantae; Streptophyta; Magnoliopsida; Fabales; Fabaceae
Product: ran-binding protein 1 homolog b
Exons: 4
Coding region: 140-796 (218 amino acids)
Biological process (GO): nucleocytoplasmic transport
Cellular component (GO): cytoplasm; nuclear pore
Molecular function (GO): GTPase activator activity
Source: RefSeq, a predicted model, not a curated record
ACUACUGAGUAGUGAGUACUGACAACACAACACAGCUCGAUUAGUGUGCCAUUAGCCUAACUGCCCCAACACCUCACUCCCUCACGCACUUGCACUGCGCAAACCCUAAACUCCCCCGCUCUCUCUCUCUCUCUAAAACAUGUCGAGCGCCGAUCCCGAACACCGGGAGGAGGAUGAAGCACCCGCUCCCGCCGAUGACGAAGACACCGGAGCUCAGGUUGCUCCUAUCGUCAAGCUCGAGGAGGUUGCUGUCACUACCGGCGAAGAGGACGAAGAUGUCAUCCUCGAUCUGAAAUCGAAGCUUUACCGAUUCGACAAGGAUGGGAAUCAGUGGAAGGAGCGAGGCGCAGGUACCGUCAAGUUCCUGAAGCACAAGGCUACUGGCAAGGUUAGGCUUCUCAUGAGGCAAUCCAAAACCCUCAAGAUCUGCGCCAAUCAUCUCAUUUUAGCUACUAUGUCCGUGCAAGAGCAUGCUGGGAACGAUAAAUCUUGCGUCUGGCAUGCAAGGGACUUUGCUGACGGUGAACUCAAGGAUGAGCUCUUCUGCAUCCGAUUCCCUUCAGUUGAAAAUUGCAAAAGCUUCAUGGAAACAUUCCAAGAAGUUGCAGAGUCCCAGAAGAAAGAGGAAGGAGAAGAAGGAUCCGCAGCAGCUGGUCUUCUUGAGAAAUUGAGUGUUGAAGAGAAGACAGAUGCAGAGAAGAAAGACGAGAAGUCUGAGGAAAAAGAAUCCAAAACAAAACAGGAAACUAAGGCAGAUGCAGAGAAGGAAGGUGAAGAGCCUGCUUCAUCAGCUUGAGUAUUAUUCAUUCACAUUUUACAGUACAUGGUUAAUAUGACAAGGUUGUGUUUGCCAUCACAUCUUGGGAUAGUGUCAUACUCGUUAGUCAUGGAAUUGUGUCAGAGCCAUGCAAUUAAUUGAGGUGUUUGUGUCCUCCUUUGAGUCUUCUUGUCAUCAAGCUUAAGUUAGAGUUGGGUUUGAAUUCUAAGGCUUGAGCAUUCUGGGUCUGGGAGUUUUGAGUGUUCCUUUCAUUCUAUAUAUUUAUUCGAGUAACGAGUUAUCUUGGUCAUGGUCCGGCACUCUGUAGGGAGCAGUCGAGAAACAAAGUUAUAAACAAAGGUUUUGGAUACAAAUUGUUUGUUUUCAAGAAAUUUUAAAGUUUCAAAGCUACAACUUAGUUUUGCCUGCA